Messenger RNA from Saccharomycopsis crataegensis, 3339 nucleotides. RefSeq lists its product as uncharacterized. Lineage: Eukaryota; Fungi; Ascomycota; Saccharomycetes; Ascoideales; Saccharomycopsidaceae. The coding region runs from base 1 to 3339 and encodes 1112 amino acids. Gene Ontology annotation, molecular function: sequence-specific DNA binding; zinc ion binding; DNA-binding transcription factor activity, RNA polymerase II-specific. The transcript has 2 exons. The record is from RefSeq and is a predicted model, not a curated record. Gene Ontology annotation, biological process: positive regulation of transcription by RNA polymerase II; DNA-templated transcription.
AUGGCAAAGAAGUCAAAGGGACUGCUGGCUCUGGAGCUGAUGGUGUCCAAAGCAUCCGGAGAUAAGAAGAGCAGACUGAGAUCCUGUUUGCUUUGUCAAAAACGGAAACAGAAAUGUGAUCAUAGACUUCCCAGCUGUACAACGUGUCUCAAAGCUGGGGUCAAGUGCGUCCAGCCCGAAAAAUAUUCGGUCGAUGCUCCGAUAAAAGAUGAAUAUACUAUAGUUUUGGAGAGAAGAAUCCAGUACCUUGAGAGUAUGAUUGAUGAUCUGUCAGGAAAUUUUAAAAGUGGAGCGCUAUCAAAAUACAAAAAAAUGACCCCAUAUAUUGAAAAUCACGAAACCAGUCUGCAAACUAUGACCAAUGAUGAUGCGUUCAUUACUAAUACUAUUAAGACUGAGACUAUGACUGAACCCACUAGUAGUUCAUCAUUAUCGCUACAGCGAACUAAUACUUUUGACCCGGGAAUAGCAGAUGAUAUUGUCAACUCUUUGGAAAUCCCUACUUUUUCAUUAAUGAAUGAUCCGAUGCGUCAAAUUCCCGAGUUUGACGCCCACGGGAAAAUCAUCAACCCUUCAAGGCCAUUUGAUUCUCAAACUCCCCCUCCUGUGGUUAAACCAUUGAAUCCCUCUUCGGCAAAUAAUACUCAUAAAAUCAUGCCUGAUUUGCCACCAAGCAAUGGUCUCUCAAUCUCGUUGGCAGGGCCUAUUGAUUUGAGCGAAACCAUCCUCGGGAAAUAUGAUUUCAAAGAAAUCCUCAAGUACGAUCCAGAAUACGUUGUCGAUGAUCAACUCUCAAGAACACUAAUUGAUACGCACUUUAUCAGGUUUCAGAUUAAAUUUCCCUUUCUUAAUGAAAAAGAAGUUAUGGAUUUUUAUAAUGCCUAUCAAGGCCAAAAAUUAGCUGGUUUUAUGAACGAUCUGAACUAUUUUUAUUUCUCGUGUUGUCGAAUGUGGUUGAUUUAUAGUUUAAACUCAUUCAUUUUGAAAACUACCGGAGACUACAAACAUUUAGCGCCGCUCCGGCUAUUUUCCACUGCUCUUCGAAGUUUAUCCAAGUGCAAAGUCACUGACCCCUACCAACAGAUUGAAAUUUAUUUGCUAGUAAUCUUGUGUUUAAUUAGAUGCGAUCGUGAUGCUGCGGAGAUAUAUCGUUUAAUUGGCGAUGCCAUGAAAUUGGCAGUAAAGCUCGAUCUUCAUAAGUAUUCUUCAUACUUGAGUUGUCGGGAAGAUGACGAGCGACUUAAGAAAAUGAAAUGCUUUUGGUGUGUUUAUUUGCUUGACAGAUUAAUUUCGGUAUCAGUAGGGAAGCCAUUCAAUUUCCCAGAAAAAAGUAUUGAUCCAGAUAUUCCGCUAUUUGAGGAUGAUCCGGCGAAAACUAAUUUUGUGAAAGAUUUUACAGAGAAUUCCAGUCCUGGACUAUCCAAUGGUACAGAGGCCGUUUUGUACAUUAAUCAAGCUAUCAAAUUGAAGCGUAUUGAGGCGAAAGCUAUGGAAUCUCUCAAUAUUGUUGGCUCAAAUUCCCAAGUUUCCACGGUCUCAGAACUACCAUUGGUGGAAUAUUAUUUUGAUCAGUUACAGAACUGGAGAAAAGAAUGUACUGUGAUUAUGAACCAAGUGGAGCAAGCUACUCUUGCGCUAUAUUAUUUCAGAACAGUGAGGGUAUUGAUUCAACCAUAUUUGGAAUUAAUGCAACCGGAAGAUAGACUUCUCAAAGAAUGUCAAGCGGCAGCUGGGCAAAUUUGUCAACUUUUCAAAGUAUUUCAUCAAAAAACCGUUUAUGGGCACUCAAUCCUUGCUAUCAAUAAUGUUUUUGUCGCAGGAGUGACGUUGAUUUAUUGCUUAUGGUUGACCCGUAAUAUUGAAGACAAAAGAAGGCGCUUGCUAGGAGACAAAGCGAAGCACACUAGACUAGUCAUGACGCCUGAAGUGUUUACCAGUUUAGAUGAUUUGAAAGCAUGCAGUAUCUGCUUGUUUGUCAUGGCUGAACGGUCGAAAUAUGCAAUUGUUUUUCGUGAUACGUUUGAUGAAUUAUCGAGAUCUACAUGUAGAAGCUUGGUUGAGCGGUGUGGGGCUGAUUCUACAGAGUUGAUGUAUAAUAAUAAAAAAACCAAUACCUAUGACUCAAAUACUAUAAAGAAAAGAGUUGGAAAUGAGACUAUGAAAACUUGGAAUCAGAAUCAUCAGUUGUCGAAUGGUAACAUUAAAGAAAAUGGGAAGCCGAAUGAAGAAAAUAAUGAAAGUAAAAAUGACUCGGCUUCAGUGAAGAUUGAAUCAGAGGUGAUGCCACCAGCGGUGGUACGAAGGCCAGUGACACAUUAUGACAUCAUUCCAGACUAUCAUGGUUUAUCAAGCAAAACAUUAACUUCAAAGUUCAAGCAGCAGCUACAGAAGGAGAAAGAGGAAAAUAAACGGAAAAGAGGGGCACUUGAGAAAUCCACAGUACCGAAAAGUUUGAGUCACUUGUUAAUUGCUAUUGGUGAAACUCCUGAGGGGAAAAAGAAUACACAGAGACAGAGGCAGAAAGCCAAUAAAGAGAAUCAAAAAAAAAUAAAACAAGUUAAUGAGGUAGCAAAACUGCAAAAGACACUCGUAGCGGAAUUAGGUGCCUCCAAAGAUGGCGGCAAUACAUCAAAUUACAGUGGUUUCGCUUACGGAGAUAUUUUCGGUAUUGGGCACACACAAAAUGGAAGCACCGUACCAUCAGCGGGACUCUUCAACAAUACCGGGUCCACUAAUUAUCCCGCUAAUCAUUGGGACGGUAAUAAUGAUAACAGUGAAACUACAACGACAACGUUCUUCAAUUCUCCUAAUAGCUACGGUAAUCAUUUCAUUGAUCCUGGCUCCAGCAACAACGUCAAUGCCGUGAAUGGAUUUUCUUUUGGUCAGCUUCAAACCCCACUUGGAAUGAGCAAUCUUUUAAGUGGUAGUGGGCUUCAAAUUCCCUUCACCGAUCGAGCUAAUGAUAUGAUUAACAAUAUUAGUAAUUGGAAUGAAGAAAAUGGGUCUGUUAAUGAUAUGCAUCAAUUCAUGGCAAAUGAUUUCUUGAAUAAUAACUUUGGUACAAAGAAGUUCAACUCCACCACAAACCAAAUCUUUGCAGAUCUCGAAACCCUAAAUACUUUGGCGAUGAAUGUCAGUGAGGAUAACGGUGCAACUAAUGAUAAUGGUGGUUUUGGCGGGCACGACAACUUUGGAAAUGUUAGAAAUAAUAUCAGCAUCAAAAAUGAGGAUGACAAUAACAGUGAUAGUGGAGAUAGUGUGCCACCAUAUAAGAAGAAGAAAUUUGACACCCAAAGUUUAUUCAAUGGAAAUUUCAGGGUGAAUCAAAAGGGAUCAUAG